Abrus precatorius (Indian licorice) is the source of this 1760-nucleotide messenger RNA. RefSeq names its product metal transporter Nramp6-like. The coding region runs from base 76 to 1713 and encodes 545 amino acids. Gene Ontology annotation, biological process: metal ion transport. The transcript is spliced from 14 exons. Gene Ontology annotation, cellular component: membrane. Gene Ontology annotation, molecular function: manganese ion transmembrane transporter activity; cadmium ion transmembrane transporter activity. The record is from RefSeq and is a predicted model, not a curated record. NCBI's taxonomy places the organism in Eukaryota, Viridiplantae, Streptophyta, Magnoliopsida, Fabales, Fabaceae.
GACAGUGUCAAAGUAGCAGCUUGGAGCAGGUAGCUACGAGUUUUGUAUUGCAAAUAGAAAGGAGAGUGAGAGAAUAUGACUGGCACAGCUUCAUCUUCUGGGCAGCUGCAGUUUAUUGCGAGCACCGGCGGUAACCGGAGCUUGUCCAAUGCGCCCCUGAUUGAGAACUCCGAAACUGAUCAAAUUGUUGUACCUGAUAGGAAAAGCUGGAAAAACUUAUUUGCAUACGUGGGGCCCGGAUUUCUUGUUUCCAUUGCGUAUAUAGACCCAGGAAACUUUGAGACGGAUCUUCAGUCAGGGGCACAAUAUAAAUAUGAGUUACUUUGGAUCAUAUUGGUGGCGUCAUGUGCUGCUCUUCUAAUUCAAUCUAUGGCAGCCAAUCUUGGGGUUGUCACUGGAAAGCAUUUAGCAGAACAUUGUAGGACUGAAUAUUCUCGGGUACCCAACUUUAUACUUUGGGUUAUUGCUGAAAUUGCCGUAGUGGCAUGUGACAUUCCCGAAGUUAUUGGGACAGCCUUUGCAUUGAACAUGCUUUUCAACAUUCCUGUUUGGGUUGGUGUUCUUCUGACAGGAUUCAGUACAUUGAUCCUCUUAGCGUUACAGCAAUAUGGGGUUAGGAAACUGGAAUUCUUGAUUGCAUUUCUAGUGUUUACAAUUGCUGCAUGUUUUAUGGUUGAGCUUGGAUAUGCAAAGCCCGACGCCAAAGAAGUUUUGAAUGGUCUUUUUGUUCCAAAACUUAACGGGAAUGGUGCUACUGGUCUUGCAAUUUCACUCGUUGGGGCUAUGGUUAUGCCCCACAAUCUCUUUCUCCACUCAGCGCUCGUGCUUUCCAGGAAAAUACCGCGAUCAGUUCGUGGAAUCCAAGAAGCUUGCAGAUUUUACAUGAUAGAAAGUGCAUUUGCUCUUAUGGUGGCCUUCCUCAUAAACAUUUCAGUUAUUUCGGUUAGUGGUUCAGUUUGCAAUUCUUCAAACUUAAGUGCUGAAGAUCAAGUUAGCUGUCAGGAUUUGGAUUUGAACAAAGCCUCAUUUCUAUUAAGAAAUGUCUUGGGAAAAUGGAGUUCAAAACUAUUUGCAGUUGCUUUACUUGCGUCAGGUCAAAGUUCAACUAUAACAGGAACAUAUGCAGGGCAAUACGUCAUGCAGGGAUUUCUCGAUUUUCGACUGAAGUCAUGGAUUAGGAAUCUGUUAACUCGUUGCUUAGCCAUUGUUCCUAGUUUGAUUGUUGCACUCAUUGGUGGCUCUGCUGGAGCUGGGAAGCUCAUAAUAAUUGCAUCGAUGAUCUUAUCAUUUGAGCUUCCUUUUGCUUUGAUUCCACUUCUCAAGUUCACUAGCAGUAAAACCAAGAUGGGAGUGCAUGUCAACUCAAUCACGAUUUCGACGGUUACUUGGAUCAUUGGUUCCCUCAUUAUGGGCAUAAAUAUAUAUUAUUUAUUGACUAGCUUCGUCAAGUUGCUUCUUCACAGUCACUUAAAAAUGGUUGUUAAAGUGUUUCUGGGGAUAUUAGGAAUCUCUGGUGUGGCAGUGUAUAUGGCUGGCAUUGCUUAUUUAGUGUUUCGCAAAAAUAAAAAAGCUACGCACCUUGUGGCACUUGACAUGCCGGAAGAUCAGCAAAUAGCAAAUGAACAAGGCAAUGUAUCAAUGUAUAGUCUCCCAAGAGAAGACAUAAUAAGCAUGCAAUUACCCCAAAGAAGUAGUCCAGCAGAAUUUUACUAAGAAAUAUUUCAAUUAGGUAGAUUAGCAAGAUCGUGAAGCUUUUGUCU